Penaeus monodon (black tiger shrimp) is the source of this 4779-nucleotide messenger RNA. RefSeq names its product receptor-type tyrosine-protein phosphatase kappa-like. Lineage: Eukaryota; Metazoa; Arthropoda; Malacostraca; Decapoda; Penaeidae. The record is from RefSeq and is a predicted model, not a curated record. Gene Ontology annotation, biological process: protein dephosphorylation. Gene Ontology annotation, molecular function: protein tyrosine phosphatase activity.
UCUCCCGGCCCAGCUGACGAGGAAAAGGCCAUCGGCGCUAUCCCCACGAAACCCAUCAACUCGGGCGAUCUCGAGAGGAUAUGCGCGGAACAUCGGAAGUAUCCUAUCCUUUAUAAGGUCGAGUUCCAGAUGGCGACGAAGGUGGAGUGCCACUCCAUGCGGCACGCGCUCAAGGAGGCCAACGAACUCAAGAACCAGAACAAGAGGGUGCUUCCGUAUGACUACAAUAGAGUGGUUCUUGAGCCUCUGCCAGACUCCCCAGAUUCAGACUACAUCAACGCUUCCUAUGUCGAUAGCCUGCUAACACCCAAAGCGUACGUCGCGACGCAAGGUCCUCUGGAGAACACCAUCGCCGACUUCUGGAGAAUGGUGUGGCAGGAGAAAACGAGACUUAUUGUGAUGCUCACCAAGACUUUUGAUUUCAUUAAGGUGAUGUGCGUUCAGUACUGGCCGGCGAUGGUUGGCUGCUGCGACCACUACGAGGGAAUCAAAGUGAACUGCUGAAAGAGAGCAGGGCCACUUCCGAUCCGUACCAUCAGGCUCACCAGCGACGGCCAUUCAGAUUCUCGGGAGGUGGUGCAGUUCCACUACACUGAGUGGCCCUCACAUACGCAGCCCUUCAUUAACGCGCUUCUUGAGUUCCGCAGAAGGAUCAGAUUAUGGAUGAGAGCGAACAUAUUACCGCUGAUGGCCCCCACUAUUGUGCAUUGCAGUGACGGUGGUGCCAGAACUGGGGUCUUCAUGUCCAUCGAUGCCAACUUGGAAUUACACGAAGAAGAUGGGAAGUUCGAUCUAUAUGGUUACCUGAAGAAGAUGAGACAGGCACGCCGUGGACUUAUUGAGACAGUGGACCAGUACCGAUUUGUGUUUGAUGCUCUCGAGGAGUUUCUACUGUGCGGCUACUCUUUCUUCCCAGUCAGUGAACUCUCACAGCGGCUGAAGCAUAAAUCGAUGAAGGUCUUAGGCAACAAAAGCGAAUAUCAAGUUGAAUUUGAACUUUCACGGCGGGAGAGGAAAACAGCUUCAACAGAUAGUAUAUAUAUGAUCAUGCUUCUCAUCUACUUAAAUGCUACAUGCCAUGCCAGCAUAUACCAACAAGAUUUUAUACCAAAUAUCAAAGUACAAAUUUGCAAGAUGACUCCCAGAUUUACCAUUGGAGAUUGUGCAGGUGGCCAUCGAGCUGAUAACAGAGUCAAGAAUCGCAAUGUUCUUUGUGUUCCACUUAAAAGGCAUUUUCAGUGUCAUGACUGUACCUCAAUCCCAGACCAUAUAGUUAUACCAAAAUUACUGGUGCUCAAAAACCCUAUCCAGUCUAAGGUGAGGUUCCUGACUUUUGUAUUGAAAGGUUACUUAAGGCCUCGAGAAUACGUUGUGGCUGAAUGGCCCCUAAGGUCGACCAUCUCGGACUUCUGGUCUCUUGUGUACGACCACGAUGUAACAUCCGUUGUGGUCCUCUGCAACCCUCUUCUAGCAGAGGCUUCGUGGAUGCCUCAUGAGUCCUCCGGAAAUCUGGUAAGAUACUGGGAAUCUGUACUUUCAUAUGCUGAGCUGUUCUUAUUGUUCAAACACUUUGCAACAGCACUUUACAGAUUCACUUCUAAUAUCUGUGGCAUUUUUCCUUUUCCCAGUAAUCCUUCUGAGUGUGAAUGUGUAAAGACUCGUGGCAUGUUCUGCCUUCUCUCUGUCAGUGUUUUCUUCCUUUCAUUUCCCAGGAGUUUGGUCCCAUCUUUUCAGGGCUACACCCAUCCACGAGAGUACAUAGUGACGGAAUGGCCGACUACUCAGACGUUGGGAGAUCUCUGGUCAUUGGUUUUUGACCACGAUUGUAGUGCAGUAGUGGUGCUAUGUGAUCCCACGAAUGCUGUGAACUACCCUCCAUUUUGGCCGGAGAAGCAGAAAAGCAUGAAAUAUGGUCCAGUCUUCACCAUCGACCAUAUAAGCCACCAACACUAUCAAAAUAUACGCUCCUGGGUAUUCAAAAUCAGCAAGAAGAUUAUUUCACCUCAUCGCACAAGGCUGGGGGCAGUUGUAGACGAAAUGCAAGGGAAAAAUAUUGUCUCCUUGACGGAACUUAUGGCAGGCAUCAAAGCAGAACCCAAGACCUGCCACCUCUUCCAGUUGAUGUGUUGGCCUCAAGGUCACAAGGUGCCAACAUCCACUAAUGCCCUCGUGGAGCUUAUGAACAUGGUUGAACGUUGGAGGCAGCGAACAGGAUAUGGUCCAGUUGUGGUUGUUAGUCCUGAUGGUAUGAGUCGAGCCGGGGUCUACUGUGCAGCCAAUGCAUGCAUAGAACAAGUCAUUCAGCAUGGAGAAGUCGACGUUUUCCAGGCAGUUAAGACAGUGAGACGACACCGCCCACAGCUCAUUAAUAAUAUGACGGAGUACAAGUAUUGCUAUGAUCUGGUACUCCAUUAUGUACUUCAUUUCCUUUCAAAGGAGGUAAAGAAAUGAGACCGGCUGGUGGGGCAGGUGGAUGUGAACCCAAUAGGACCAAAACCCCCCUUGAACACAUGAUGACAAGCUAUUAAUCAUCGAAGUGUUAUGAACUAAUCCUGAGAAGUGUUGUGAACUUAAGCCAAGGAAGUUCCAUGACCCUUCUGAGCCUGUGCUAUAACCCUGAUCCUGCAUGCAUUAUGGACUUUCAUAAUGUUGAAUGUGAUGUGAUUCUUUGCAGAAUGAAGAAUAAUGGAGACAAGAACCACAGCAAAAGAAGAAAAUGAUAGGAACAGGCACCAAGAUCUCUGACACUGGAAAUGUCAAGAGAAACUGAAAAUGACAUUUUGUUACCUACAGUCUGUGCUGUAUCAGUCUAACUGGAGUUCGUUGUUGUUGUUAAUGAUGUGCUUUGUUACAUGGCUUUUAACGGUUAGUUCUAUAUGGAAUGGUAUGGGACACACUCUAUUUUGCACUAUUAAAAAAAUAAUCUUUUUGAAUGGCCACAAUUUUAUGCAAAUAUUAGUUUUUUGAAAUAUUCAUAAACUUAUUUUUGUAUCUUAAAGUUUUAAUAAUACCAUCUUUGUACAUUAUAGAGGACAAUUUUUUUCACAGUGUCUUUUCUUUUUUUAUAUAUUGUAGGUAAGAGUAUUUGCUGGCUUGAUUUUGUAUUAUGCUUGUUAGUUUCAUGUUUUUUUAUCAGGCAUAUAUAAUAUUUUACCUAAUGUAAUUGAAUUUAUGGUGCAAAAUAAUUACAGUGAUAAGAUUACUGAAGUUGGUGUAUCUAUUGUUCUGUUCUUUGUUGUCUAUAUAAAUGAACACCCAGGUGGUGAAUUCUUAUACUAGCUGCAGUGCACUAAAGGAUUAUUGUUAUAAGCUAAAGCAUUUUUGCUUUUAAAUGCUAAGUUGAAUAUAUAUUCCUCUUGAUUAUUUGAGAUAUUAGUAUUUCUCACUUACAAAAGACCAUUAUGAUUAGAUAUUAUGUAGUUGUGCUAGAUUCUUCACUGUCAAUUUCAAUAAGCAAGCCUUUGUAAUAGGGGUCUGGGCCUCUCUUGCUACAGAAGGAUGCAAAGUACAUAUUUCCUCAGUCUUAACUGGGAAUCCUAUUAGUUCAUUAUUUUUUAUUUUUCCGUUUUUGUAAUCUGGAACUGUUAGCACAUAAUACAGCUCAAUUUUACAAAUAAUACCAGUGAAUAUCAGUCAUGUUACCACUAGAAUUCUCCACUUCAUGUAGGUUAAAGAGCCGUUCAGAAGCCAAGCACGUCAUUUCUUUGAGUGAAUAGGGUCUUUGAUAAAUUAUGUUUUAAGAUAUUUGUAUAUAAGUCAUUGCCUAGCUGUUUAUAGUUAUUUUAAAUGGUAAGAUGACAGCCUGGCUUAAGAGAUUUAGCCCAAUACAAGCAUUCCUUUCCCUUUCUUCCUGACCUACUGGCCACCUCUGUACUUCGGGGAUGAAACCAGCUUUGGCACACCUAACGCAAUAAACUUCAUAAAUGGUUGCUAAUCAUUGCUCAAACUUUUCAUCUUUUUUAGAUAUAGUGAAGAAAGUUGCAACUAGGAAAAUAUAUAACAAUUUUGAUAAUGGUAGAUGAGCAUCUCUUUUUUUUUUUUCUUUUUUUUUUUUCUUUUACAUAUAUAUAUAUAUAUUUAGCCAAUGCACCCAAAGUACGGAAUUGCAUCAUGCCAUUCACAGCAAAUGAGAUUCUUAAUAAUGUAAUCUGUUGGAGGUGGAGGAGUAGGUGUGUUAUCAUUAUUCUUGAUGUUUUCUUUCUGUCUUUUUUUUCACAUGGUUUUCUUUUUCUUUUCUUUUUUUCAUUCUCUCUCUUUUCUAAUUUUACAAUCGUGAAUUUUAUUUUACCUUGAAAUGUUUUCGAUAUUUUAUUCAUUCCCUCUUUUCUCACUUUUUUCCGUGUCUCAUACUUUGUUGUCUCUUUUUCUUUACUUUUCAUGUUGUUAUUAUAUACAUAUGUAUUCAGAAGUUAUGUCCCCAGAAAAAUGGUCAUUAAUGUUCACUACAUUGUAUUGCCAUUUAUAUAUACAUAAGAUUUUGACAAUAUGGAAUGUUUCAAACUAAGAAUGUUAUCCUUGCACUCAAAAUUAAAAUAAGGGAAAACUUCAUUAAAACUUGUUACUAGGAAAGCACAUAACCAGGUCUGAUUAUCUAUGACAAUCUAUUUAAUCUUGAUUAAAAAAGAAACACAACGAUUUCUGAAAGUUAUGUACUGGAUUUAACUGUAAAUAUGAGUAUUCAGAUGUAUGCAGGAAUGUAAGGUGUGUGUGUGUGUGUGUGUGUGUGUGUGUGUGUGUGUGUGUGUGUGUGUGUGUGUGUGUGUGUGUGUGUGUGUGUGU